Messenger RNA from Oncorhynchus keta (chum salmon), 5484 nucleotides. Its product is annotated as N-acetylneuraminate 9-O-acetyltransferase-like. Gene Ontology annotation, molecular function: N-acetylneuraminate 9-O-acetyltransferase activity. Gene Ontology annotation, cellular component: Golgi membrane. The transcript has 20 exons. The record is from RefSeq and is a predicted model, not a curated record. NCBI's taxonomy places the organism in Eukaryota, Metazoa, Chordata, Actinopteri, Salmoniformes, Salmonidae. The coding region runs from base 311 to 2893 and encodes 860 amino acids.
GUUUCCACUGCAUGUAUACUUUGUAUUAUGCACGAAUUUAGUACAUCAGGGAACAUUUGUCAUUAUAACUAUAUCCAUAUUAUGACCAAUAAGCAUAAUAAAAUCACGUCAGAAAUACUGCGGUUACUAUAAGUUUUCGAACACAGAUUCUGCGGUUAUUAUGACGCCCGUUGCUCAUACCUGAUCCAGAUCACAGUUUUUGGAUUUACUGUAACAUAUUUUCCUAUCAUAGGUUCUAGGUCCAUUUAUAGGGAAAAAAAAGUUGGAAGCCGUUCCUAGACUAACAUCGGAAGCAAGCAAGUUUGCACUAAUGAUGGAAGAUGAAAAGCAUAUGCAGGUGGUUGCAGUAGCAGCAUCCGAGAAGCCCGCACCAGCCAUGCCCCACGCAACAACAGUAGCGGAAUUCGGAGUCGUGGACGCGCCGGUGUGCUCAGCCCCCUACCGCUCCGCUGCAUCCCAUCUGUCUGCUUGUUGUCAUGGAGGAGCCAAGAUGGCGUUCCUGGCCUAUAGCCUAGGCAAACGGGAAAUAAAUCAGUAUUUUAGCAUUAAAAAUGCUAAAUUAUUAUCCGUCGCUGCCGUCAUUCUACUCACCCUGUUUCACACCGUUUCUCGGUAUUAUGGAGGCGGAGACACGUGUGAGUGGCUGCUGUCCAGUGGGCGGUACCUAGGAGAGACCGUAUGGCAGCCCUAUGGAUGUAUGAUGCACAAAUACAAAAAUACGGAAGCAAAGACUUGCCUUGCUGAGAAAAGGGUGGCCUUCGUUGGUGAUUCUAGAAUACGGCAGCUAUUCUAUUCAUACAUCCAAAUAAUCGAUCCUGCACAAAGAGCAGAUGGAAGAAAGCACGAGAACAUUCUCUUUGAAGACAGGAGCGCUUCAGUCAAUGUGGACUUCCUGUGGUAUGCAGAAGUGAAUAACUCUCUGAAGGAGCGCUUGAUAUCAUGGAGAAAGGAUCCUUCUAUAAAACCAGAUGUCGUCAUCAUCGGAGCUGCCACUUGGUCCAUCAAGUUGCAUGGGGGCAGCAGCGAGGCGCUGCAGCAGUACAGGGCCAACCUCACAGCCAUCUCCUUGCCUCUGGAACAGCUGGCUGAGGAUGGGGAGGUCUACUGGGUCUUACAGGACCCUGUUCAUGAGGAGGGUCUGAGUGACAACAGGAAGAUGAUCACUAACGAGCAGCUGGAGCUAUACAACAAGGUGGUGCUCAGCACUCUGAACAGCAACAAGAAGAACUCCAAGGCCAGAGUCAGGUUCCUAGGCGCCUCGCGCCAGGCUGCUAUGGAAACCAUCACCCAAUCAACUGAUGGCCUGCACCUUCCCGAGAGCACCCGGAACGUGGCUGCCAUGGUGCUGAUGAACGCUGUGUGUAACAAGGUCCUGCGGCCCAUCGACGGCUCCUGCUGCCAGGCCCUGCCAGCCCCCAGCCUCCUCCAGAAACUGACGGCCUGUGUCUUCCUGGGCUCAGCCCUGGUCUUCCUGGUGCUCCAUGCUCUGGGCCACAACAGGAGCUGGAAGUCCCGGCCCACGCCCCCCGACGUGGAGAGCGGUGAAGAGAAAAAGCCAGCCACGGCAGCGUCUCUGCUUAACCACAAGGCUCCGUUCCAGGCCCUGUGUAAGAUGGGCCUCAUCAUGGUCUACUUUUACCUAUGUGACCGGGCCGACGUCUUUAUGAAGGAGCAGAAGUUCUACACCCACUCCACCUUCUUCAUCCCCCUCGUCUAUAUGUUUGUCCUGGGGAUCUUCUACAGUGAGAACAGCAAGGAGACCAAGCUGCUGAACAGAGAGCAGACUGACGAGUGGAAGGGCUGGAUGCAGCUGGUCAUCCUCAUCUACCACAUAUCUGGAGCCAGCGUUUUCAUCCCCGUGUACAUGCAUGUCCGUGUCCUGGUGGCAGCCUACCUCUUCCAGACAGGAUACGGACACUUCUCCUUCUUCUGGCUCAAAGGGGACUUUGGAUUAUACAGAGUGUGCCAGGUCCUGUUCCGUCUCAACUUCCUGGUGGUGGUGCUGUGUCUAGUGAUGGACCGGCCGUACCAGUUCUACUACUUUGUGCCCCUGGUCACCUUCUGGUUCGUCGUCAUCUACGCCACCAUGGCCAUGUGGCCCCAGAUACUGCAGAAGAAAGCCAACGGUAGUGGAAUGUGGCACGUUGGGAUUCUAGUGAAGCUGCUUGGGCUACUCCUGUUCAUCUGCUUCUUUGCUUAUUCACAGGGGUUAUUUGAGAACAUUUUCUCAGUAUGGCCCAUCUCCAAGCUCUUUGAGCUGAAUGGAAGCAUUCAUGAGUGGUGGUUUAGGUGGAAGCUGGAUCGAUUUGCCAUUAUCCAUGGCAUGCUGUUUGCCUUUGUCUACCUGGUACUACAGAAGUGCCAGGGCCUCUCUGAGGAGAAAGGAGAGCCUCUCUUCUCCACCAGGAUCUCCAACAUUCUACUCCUCAUCUCUGUGUUCUCAUUCAUGACCUACUCCAUAUGGGCCAGCAGCUGUAAAAACAAGACCGAGUGCAACGAGCUGCAUCCCUACAUCUCAGGACUCCAGAUCCUAGCCUUCAUCUUAAUCAGGAACAUUCCCGGUUACUCCCGUUCUUUAUACAGCUCAUUCUUCGCAUGGUUCGGGAAGAUCUCCUUAGAGCUGUUCAUCUGCCAGUACCACAUCUGGCUGGCGGCGGACACCAAGGGCAUCCUGGUGCUGAUCCCAGGCAACCCCUCGCUCAACAUCAUCAUCAGCACCUUCAUCUUUGUGUGCGUGGCCCACGAGAUCUCUGUGAUCACCAAUGACCUGGCCCAGGUGGCCAUCCCCAAGGACGGGGGCGCCCUGCUCAGGAGGUUGCUUGCCGCCGGGGUCUUCACCCUGGGCCUACUGCUGGUGUCCAGGAGCGCUGAAGGGAACCAAGGAGGCCACUGAGGAGGGGGGCAGGUACCACAGUGGGGGAGAGGUAGAUUGAUUUCUAGACUGAGACUGACUGACUUGUUAGUCUUCCAUGCCCCCAGGGUCGUAUUCAUUUGGCACCAAGCGGAAUAAAAGGGUCUGAAAGAUUGAGGGACGUCCUGUUUCAUUCCAUACGUCAUGCCUCAAUAAAUACGACGGGGGUGAACAGACAGGUCAAGUUGAGGACAAGGAAAUAUCUCUGCUGUCUGUCUUUUGACUGCUCUGAGUACUGGGGUGAAAGUGAUACACUGAAGAGGAUGAAGUCCCAACGUGGGCCCACACCCCACGGAGCAGCACGGAAUAAAGUUCUGACUCCUUUACUAUAGACGUUUACAAUAGAAGAAGAGUGAGGUGGUGGUGGGUUCGAAGAUGUGUGGAUUUUAAACUAGCUUAAAGGUGCUCAUGCUUGCUGUGUGGUCCGUGCAGCAUUUGCCCCACCCUUAGCCAAACCAUUCCCCUGUUCUCUCUCUCUCUCUCGCUCCAUUCCUCUAGGUUAAUCACUCACAGCUGUUGGUCUAAAGCAGCUCAAUCUGGGAUGGACUUUUCACUGAAAGCAGAGCGAGCGUGCUCUCUCCUGCUCUCUCGCGCUCUUUCUCUCUGAUGGUGGUAACAGUGAAGAGUGGGUAGAAAAACAACGGAUUUGCAUUGCUUCCCAAAUGGCACCCUAUUCCCUAUGUAGUGCACUACUAGUGUGGCAUUUAGGAUGGAAAGAAACUUGUGCUGAGAGGUCAUGGUCACCUAGCUCUGUUUUAUUUACAGUAUUAAAUUAUUUAAAUUAAGCUUAUAUUUUACAGGGUUUUAGUUUUUCAUUUUAAUAUUCAGAGCCUAUGACUACUUUUUGUGAAGGAAGUAUUGCAUGGGUAUUUUUAGUUUUUAUCACCACCUGAAAGACUAGCCAGGCCAGACAGAAGAUGCACUUAUGAAUUUCUAUCGCAGAAUGUUGUUGCAUUCUGGGUCUGACACAACCACUUGUCUGUGUUCGUGCACGUUUGCGCGUGCGUAGUUUGUUGUUUCACCAACUUAUCCUGGUAUGUUGUAAGGAGAGGUGUAGGAUGUUCAUUCUGUGUUGCUCGUUAGUCCUUCUCUUAAACCAGGCUUCUCAGGGCUACAAUAGAACAGGCACUGCUUUGUACAUACAGAUAACUGACCAAAUAAAGGAAACACUUGAGUUAGUGAGGGACAGCGUUUCCCAUCAAAAAAACAUCAAAUUAUGGAAUUUCUCAUGGAAGAAUAGUGUCACAUCCCUCCAAUAGAGUUCAAGACACUUGGAGAAUCUAUGCCAAGGUGCAUUAAAGAUGUUCUGGUGGCUCAUUGUGGCCCAACACCCUAUUAAAACACUAUGUUGGUGUUUCCUUUAUUUUUGUCAGUUACCUGCAUCUACUGUACCAUGUUAGAACUUCUGACAAAGCCUACUUUCAUGUGCAUCAGUAGCUACCACUGUAGCCAGGCCACUGCUAAUGGAUGAGUGAACAGAUGGAUGAAUUCUGCACCUGACUGAAUGCCUUCUACUCGCUACUGUUUUCUCUUGUCAGUUGUCAUACGGCAUCAGUGCCACGUUUGCAUUGAUAUCUGACGCGUCGUGAUGCUUGAUGAGGUAUUUAAAAGAAGUUGAGUGAAUGGAAAGUGUUGCUGUAGAAUAAAAAGCAGUACUUCAUGUUGAGCCUGUCAUGUACCUACAGAUGGACAAUAUCCACCAACAGUAAAGCCUUCUUUCAGACAACACUUCUUUGCGUGUAUUUUCAAAUUCUGCUGUGUUAGCUAAGUUUAUACACAGGAAUGUUAGGAAUGAAUCGCUUCAUAUCCAGCCAGUUGUUGAAUCGUUUUGAUUCAAUUUUGAGCCAUUGGUUAUAGUGGCCAAUAUUCAACACCCCUUAAAUGUGUAAAUCAACUGCUUAAAGCUUGAUGUUAAGGCAACGUUGCAAAUAUUGUAAGUGUACAUUAAGGCGGCAAAUUUAUUUCUUCUUUAGAAUUGUAUCUGUAAAUGUUCUGUGCCAUAGAAGGUUAAUGGACUUGGGUGUACACUGUUGAUUUACUUCAGGUUCAUCUAGCUUCUCAAUCAAAUGAAAUCAAACGUCUUGGCACUAGGGGUUAUUCAGAAGACUAAGUGCAUCCCAAAGGGCACCCUAUUCAAUACACUACUUUUGACCAGGGUCCAUAGGGACAUACGGUAUGUCACCUAUUUGCUUGUAAACUCAAAACAUGACACAUUUUGAUUAAUUGAUUUAUUGAUGAAGGAUGUUGGUAAAAGGAUGGCAAUUAUACAGAAUCUUGUUCAGUGUCAACCUGUUUUUCCAUCUGAGAAACAUUUUGAUAGAUUUUGUUUGCCUAUUUUGAUUUACAGUAUUUUGAUUUUCUAUAUGUUAUUCACUACUGGGGAUAUCUUUUUUAAUUGGUUUUGGUUCAAAUUGAAAGAAGCAACAACUUUGUUUACCCCAGAGCCUCAAUAGAUGUUUUAGGUACAUUUAUAUUAUUUUGUGACAUUUUAAUGUGAGUUGUACCCAUUUUAUUUAUAGAUACUUUUUAUUUGUAUUCUACAUUGUCAAUAAUACAAACCUUCCUAAAAAUCU